Penicillium antarcticum is the source of this 1539-nucleotide messenger RNA. RefSeq names its product carboxylic acid transport protein. Gene Ontology annotation, biological process: carboxylic acid transport; transmembrane transport. Bases 1 to 1539 code for a protein of 512 amino acids. Gene Ontology annotation, cellular component: plasma membrane. The record is from RefSeq and is a predicted model, not a curated record. The transcript has 4 exons. NCBI's taxonomy places the organism in Eukaryota, Fungi, Ascomycota, Eurotiomycetes, Eurotiales, Aspergillaceae. Gene Ontology annotation, molecular function: carboxylic acid transmembrane transporter activity.
AUGGCAUCUGGCAAUGAAUUGGCGGAUCCCAUCCCGAGUGGCAUGUUCGCACAGGCAGGCCAGUCCUUCAAAGAUCUCUUCAUCUGGAAGCAGCGUGUUGAGGUAACAAAUGAAUACGGCGAGUCCCAUACAGAAUGGCAAUCUCCGGAGCCAAUUCAGAACCCCAUCAGUUUGAUGAUGCAGCUGUCGGCGCGAGAUUGGUUGUUUUUUCUUGUGGGACUUGCUGCUUGGACGGCCGAUGCAUUCGACUUCCACGCUCUCUCCAUCCAAACUGUCAAGCUGUCUGACUACUACGGUAGAUCAAAGACAGACAUAACAACUGCCAUCACAUUGACCCUCCUUCUCAGAAGUGUGGGUGCUGCUGGCUUUGGGUUGGCUGGUGAUAGGUAUGGUCGUAAAUGGCCCAUGGUCAUCAACAUGGUCAUUUUGGGUCUCUUGCAGAUUGCUACUAUCUACAGCCAUACCUUCCAACAGUUCUUGGCUGUUAGAAGCCUUUUUGGUCUUUUCAUGGGUGGUGUUUAUGGAAACGCAAUUGCUAUGGCAUUGGAGCAUUGCCCUGUCAACGCAAGAGGACUCAUGUCCGGUAUCCUCCAGCAAGGUUAUUCAUUGGGCUAUGUUUUCGCAGCUUGUGCCAACCUUGGUGUCGGUGGUUCAACUGAAAGUUGGAAGACAGUAUUCUGGAUUGCGGCUGGUCUUUCAAUUGGAAUCGGUCUCCUCCGUGCUUGCUUCCCCGAAUCGAAGCAAUUCCUUGAAGCCAAAAAGGCCGGGAAGCGAACAAUGUCCGCAGGCGAGUUUUGGAAGGAGACAAGAGCCAUGUUGGCCAAAGAGUGGCGCAUGUGCGUCUACUGCAUUAUUCUGAUGACCUGGUUCAACUACUAUUCCCACACCUCCCAAGACUCCUAUACAACAUUCAUGCGCACCUCCAAAGAACUCGACAACUCAGCCGCCUCCCGGGCCUCCAUCCUAAUGAAAACCGGCGCAUGCGUAGGCGGAACCAUCAUUGGUUAUCUAUCCCAAUUUUUCGGUCGCCGUCGCGCAAUCAUCGUCGCCGCACUGGUUUCCGGCGUCCUCAUCCCAGCAUGGAUCCUCCCCCAAGGCGAGAGAAGCCUUAGCGUGACGGGGUUCUUCAUGCAAUUCUUCAUCCAGGGAGCUUGGGGUGUGAUUCCAAUCCACCUGAACGAGCUUUCCCCUCCCGCCUUCCGGUCCUCGUUCCCUGGUCUGACAUACCAGCUUGGAAACAUGAUUUCUUCGCCAUCGGCACAGAUUGUAAAUGCCAUUUCUGAGUCUACUUGGAUUACUAGUCCGUCUGGACACCGUGUUCCAGCUUAUGGGCCCGUUAUGGGUGUUGCUACUGCUAUUAUUGCUCUUGGUAUUGCGCUAACUACUUCUGUUGGGCCUGAGAAACGUGGCCGUCGCUUUGAGUCUGUUACAGCUGCUGUUGAUGAUUCUGUAAAUGCUAAGAAUCUGGACUUGGAGGCUGCUGAUCAGGACCAUAAGCCCCGUGAUGACAUGAUUGAGAUGGCUGAUCAGAAGAAGUGA